AAUAGACUAGGGUUUUUGCAGGCGUUGAUGGUAUAAAAACGAGUCCUUAUCUCAUCGUUUCGUUUAGGUCUGAAGGUUCCACUGUGUCCCAAACCACUGAGCUCAUACCAACACAAAGAUGAAUCGGGAAAAAUUGAUGAAGAUGGCCGGUUCAGUUCGAACUGGUGGAAAGGGUACAGUGAGAAGAAAGAAGAAGGCUGUUCACAAGACAACAACCACCGAUGAUAAAAGGCUACAGAGCACCCUGAAGAGAAUAGGGGUGAAUGCCAUCCCCGCAAUUGAGGAGGUCAACAUCUUCAAGGAUGAUGUAGUUAUCCAGUUUCUAAACCCCAAAGUUCAAGCAUCUAUUGCUGCUAAUACUUGGGUUGUUAGUGGUGCACCUCAAACAAAGAAGUUGCAGGAUAUACUCCCCAGUAUCAUCCACCAAUUAGGACCAGAUAAUUUGGAAAACCUGAAAAAGCUAGCUGAACAGUUUCAGAAGCAGGCUCCUGAAGCAGGUGCUGCCGAUUCAACCGCAGCACAAGAGGAGAAUGAUGAUGACGUCCCAGAGCUUGUUCCAGGGGAGACUUUUGAGACAGUUGCUGAGGAGGAGACCAAGGCUACUUCUUAGAGUUUUAUUGUGCCAUUUAUAUAUCCUGUUUUUUUUUCGAAAAAAUUCUUCAUUUUGAAAUUUUAAGUAUUUCAGGUGGUGUUCAGUUCUCCUGUCAUAUCCUUUAGACUGUGCAAACUCUCUUCAAAUCAGCUUUCCUUAAGAAAAAUGUUCCAUUUUUUCAA
Molecule: messenger RNA, 774 nt
Organism: Lotus japonicus
Lineage: Eukaryota; Viridiplantae; Streptophyta; Magnoliopsida; Fabales; Fabaceae
Product: nascent polypeptide-associated complex subunit beta-like
Exons: 6
Coding region: 119-610 (163 amino acids)
Cellular component (GO): nascent polypeptide-associated complex; cytosol
Source: RefSeq, a predicted model, not a curated record